CAAAGACGUAGUUACAUUCCACGCCACCACAUUCACCGAAAUGACUGAUCUUGCGUAGUUUUUUUACUAGUUUUCCAUACUGUCCCUAUUCAAAUAUUGGCUUCUAUGCAUUAGCGAAUGAUCACACGGAGACAGGUAUGAACUGCUGAUAUAAAAAGUUUUGAAAAAUGGAGACUCGUGGAUCCACUGAACCACUAUUUACUGACAUUAAAGCUGUUGAGGAUUGCGAGCCAACUGAAAUUGAAAGUCUUUGUGUUAAUUGUGGUGAUAAUGGUAUUACAAGGAUACUGCUUACGAAAAUACCCUUCUACAAAGAAGUUGUCAUAAUGUCUUUCAGCUGUGAGAAAUGUGGGUUCAAAAACAACGAGAUGCAAAGCGGUGGGAAGGUGGAAGAGAAAGGCGGUCACAUUGUGCUGCGUGUCGCCAGCCCGAGCGACUUGAACAGGCAGGUUGUCAAGUCGGACUUCACUUCGGUCCAGAUCCCGGAGCUGGAGUUUGAGAUCCCGGCACAGUCUCAGAAAGGAGAAGUUACGACGGUGGAAGGUAUAAUUGACCGCAGUAUUCAGGGACUAGAGCAAGAUCAGGUUGUUCGCCGAAUACAGAAUCCUGAAGUAGCGUGCCAAAUCGAUACCUUCGUGGAAAAACUUAAAAAAUUGAAAGAGCUUCAAACACCUUUUACUCUGGUGCUGGAUGACGCGAGCGGGAACACCUUCGUGGAGAACCGCGAGGCGCCGCGCCAGGACCCCGCCGUGCAGGUCCGGUCGUUCGCCCGCACCAAGGAGCAGGACCACGCCCUGGGCAUCUACAGCGCGGAGGAGCGGGGGCUGCUCGAGCCCUCCGACCCCGGCAGGUUCCCCCUGGAGAGCCUGGAGAGCGAGGUGCUGCAGUUCCGCACCGACUGCCCCGGCUGCGGGGCCCCCUGCGAGACCAACAUGAAGUUGACCAAUAUUCCUUAUUUUAAGGAAGUAGUGAUAAUGGCUACCAAUUGUGAUCUUUGUGGCAACCGUAGUAAUGAAGUCAAAUCGGGUGGCGGUAUUGAGCCGAAAGGUUUGCACAUUGAAGUGAAAGUUUCUGGCGUCGAGGAUUUCAGCAGAGAUGUACUGAAGUCGGAGACGUGCUCGCUGGGGAUCCCGGAGCUGAGCCUGGAGGUGGGCCCGGCCGCCCUGGGGGGUCGCUUCACCACCGUGGAGGGCGUGCUCACGGCCAUGAGGGACCAGCUCACUCAGGGAGGGAUCAUGUUCGGGGACAGCGCCGACCCCGACGCCAGGCAGAAGCUGGACCGCUUCUUGGACCAGUUCGACCGAGCCCUGCGGGGAGACAUGCCCGUCACUUUGGUCCUGGACGAUCCCGCGGGGAACAGCUACGUCCAGAGUUUGACUCCUCCGGAACCAGAUAACAAGCUUUCGAUAAAUAAAUACGAGCGCACCUACGAAGACAAUGAAGAGCUAGGACUGAAUGACAUGAAGGUUGAAGGUUAUGAAGAAUCAUAAUAUGUUACGUAAAUUAUGAAAUGUUUAUUUUUGUUAUACAUUUAUUGUAAAUAAAGUUUUCACACAGAUUCCAUGUAAAA
This is a messenger RNA of Bacillus rossius redtenbacheri, 1570 nucleotides long. It is a transcript of the gene Zpr1, whose product is annotated as zinc finger protein ZPR1. Gene Ontology annotation, molecular function: zinc ion binding. Gene Ontology annotation, cellular component: cytoplasm; nucleus. The record is from RefSeq and is a predicted model, not a curated record. Bases 168 to 1490 code for a protein of 440 amino acids. The transcript is spliced from 7 exons. Lineage: Eukaryota; Metazoa; Arthropoda; Insecta; Phasmatodea; Bacillidae.